AUGGAGCACACUCUAAAGAUGCUUCAUGACGUGAUAGCGAGGUCAUUACAACAACCUCAGAUGCAACCUCAGCCACUCGUGCCACCACAACCUUCAGUUAGUACACCGAUGUUACCGUUGAUAACUGCCAUGAAAAAUAUGAAGACACCACAUUUUGAAGGAGGGACAGAUCCAUUUCAAGCCGACCAGUGGCUUCGAACAAUGGAGAAAAACUUUGAGACCCUGACGUGUUCCGAAGAAUCUAAGAAGAAGAUGGCAGUGUAUUACUUAGACAAAGACGCGGCAGAAUGGUGGGAGAGUAGGGAUCACCAAGUAGGACAUCUGGUCACCACUUGGGUGGCAUUCAAACAAGAAUUUGAAUGCAAGUACUUCACUCCAGAAUCCAAGCGAAGGCUUCAACGUCAGUUUGCUAACCUAGUACAAGGAGACAAAUAUGAAUCUGAGUUCAUGCGACUGCGACGACAUGUGCUGCGAGGACAAGAUGAUGAAGAAACCAUGAUAUAUAACUUUAUGUUUGGUCUAAAACCAGAGCUAGAAAAUAGACUGGCAGUCGAAAACUAUGAGAGUCUCACCGAGCUAGUGGAAAAGGCUGUGAAUGUGGAGAUUGGAUUGGAAGCUGAGAAGGCGGCAACUAAGAAAUCCAAGCAGCAUCAAGAAGGAAAGUAUGGUGGAAACCAAAGAUCUUUUAAGGGUAAAGAUAAGGAAAAGGAAUCGGGAGGGCCAAGUCGGCGAUCUCUGUUCACAGGGAAAUGCUUUAACUGUGGCAAGAUAGGCCAUAAGUCAAGUGAAUGCUACGGGAAGAAACCUGGAUCCUUUCAGUCAAACUCCUACAAUCCUACAUGUUUCACGUGUGGGAAGAAAGGGCACAUCUCUACCCAGUGCAGCGUCAACCGUCCUAUCCCAGCUACGCCAAUCACUGUCCGUCCUCCUCCAGCUCCACCUGCAAUCGCACCAGCGCCAAAAAGGCAAGCUAUAGGAGGUAGAGUUUACGCUUUAGAACUAGAGGAUACUAAACUUCCAGGCCCAUCUAAGGAUCCCAUCACAGGUUUUUGGGUUCUUUAA
Molecule: messenger RNA, 1062 nt
Organism: Brassica oleracea var. oleracea
Lineage: Eukaryota; Viridiplantae; Streptophyta; Magnoliopsida; Brassicales; Brassicaceae
Exons: 1
Coding region: 1-1062 (353 amino acids)
Molecular function (GO): nucleic acid binding; zinc ion binding
Source: RefSeq, a predicted model, not a curated record